Molecule: messenger RNA, 921 nt
Organism: Cicer arietinum (chickpea)
Lineage: Eukaryota; Viridiplantae; Streptophyta; Magnoliopsida; Fabales; Fabaceae
Molecular function (GO): protein binding
Source: RefSeq, a predicted model, not a curated record
AUGAGUUCUUUAUCAACCUUGGAUUUGGAGAGUACUAAACAACAUCGCAAGCGACUUAUAAUCAAAUUUUCCUACCCCAGUGGUUCUCAAAAUAAUCAUUCACAAGGGGAUACUAAGAGAAGGAAGAUGGAAAGUUCUACAGCAAAGCCAAUUGUUACAUGUUAUUGGCUUGAUUCUAAAGAUUCAACAACCUUAAUGUCUCAUCAAAAUAACAAAAUGAUGGUCAACGAGGGACUUACCCCAACAACAACAACCAAUUCAAAGUCUUGUGUCAAAGAAAACUCUUUGAUUCGUGAAAAAGAUUCAAAAAAAUCCAUAUUGAAGGAUACUGUUGCUGAUUCUGUUUGCAAGAAGAUUAACAAGAAUUUGAACAAUGAAACAAGAAACCCAUCUUCUAUUAAAGAAAACCCAAGUACUGAAAAAUAUGGGUUGAAGAAUGAUGGUGUUGAAAUAAAGUUGAUCAAGAAAGAGAAGAAAAAAAAACCAAUGGAAAAUUACAAGAAGAUGCAAUGUUGGGUAAUCUUGAAAAGAAUGUUGGUAGGAAGAGAUAGUUGGGCUUUGAAAGACCCUAUUGAUCUCAAGGUUUUGGAGGGUUUUCAUACCUCAAAGGAAGAUAAUUUGGAAAACAAAUCAAAGUUGAAGGCAAUGGGUUUGAAGGAUAUUGAAGCUAAAAUAGACUUUUAUUCCACACCUGAAGAGUUUGCUCACGACAUCAGACUUGUGUUCUCUCAAGCAGUAAUGUUAUACCCUCCAAAGAAUGAGAUUCACAAGAUUGCAACAAGGCUUAGUGAGAGUUUUGAAAACAAUUGGAAAUCUUUGAAAAGAAAUUGGGCAGUUAAAGAUGAAAAGAGGAAAUAACACGUCUAUGAUUAAAAGAAAGAUGCCUUCUAUUAAGGAAAAUGCAUCAUCACAAACAACAAG